Messenger RNA from Mauremys reevesii (Reeves's turtle), 480 nucleotides. RefSeq names its product maestro heat-like repeat-containing protein family member 6. The coding region runs from base 169 to 480 and encodes 103 amino acids. Lineage: Eukaryota; Metazoa; Chordata; Testudines; Geoemydidae. The transcript has 4 exons. The record is from RefSeq and is a predicted model, not a curated record. Gene Ontology annotation, cellular component: cytoplasm.
CGAGUUUGAGAACCUCAGCUCCCUUCCGACUUCAGAGAGGCCGUCACCACUGUUCAAAGGGAGAAGGAGGAGGAGCAGAGAAAUAUCGCCAUAACUUUCUGCACUGAGUUUCUCCAGAGUCCUUCCAUUGAGACAAUACUGACAAAAUCAGAGCUCCAGGCACAGCUCAUGGAAUGGACCCAAGAUAAAAACCCCAUUGUACGUCGGCUCAGUCUGCGAGGCCUUGGCAGUAUUGUGCUCCAGCCAGAAAAGGUGCACUCGUUACGGGCCCAGCUGCCAGCGAUCAUGGACAUGUUCUGUGACACGGAUAGAGGGCGUGUCAUGGGAGCCAUGCAUCAAGCUGCAGACAUCAUCUACCUCCUGGAUGGGGAGGGGCUUGGCUCCAUCUCCCAGGACAUUGCAGUCAGCCUUCGCCCCUUCAUUGAUGACGAGAGGGACAGCGUGCGCCCGCUGCCAUUUUACUGCUUGGCAACGUGGUGA